AUGGAGGCGCCAGAUCCGGAUGUGAUGCUCUUCAAGCAAGGUCUGGACCUGCGGCUGAAGGAGUUUGAAGAAGAUUGCAAGCGAAUCCAGCAGACUGAGCAAAGAUUACAGGAGAAGAUCGACAGCGCUGCUGCGGACUACGAGCAGGCGAUCCAUGGCAUGGCCACGGCUACGGACGCGCGCAUCUUCAAGCGGCUCCGGGAGCAGCAGCGGCAGAUCGAGCUGCAGCAGCAGGAGAUAGACCAGGUCCGCUUUGAGAAGGAGAUUCUGCAAGAAGAGACCAAACGCUUGCGGGAGAUCUCCCGGAAAGAUGCGAUGACCAAGAGGCACGACGACCGCCGGGACCUGCGAGGCUUCCCGCAGCUCCACGGCGCCUUCGAUGCCAAAACGGCUGUGCAGCCGCUGCCGGGAACAAGGGAUCAGGUGUUAUUCGGCGGGCGUAGAUAG
This is a messenger RNA of Effrenium voratum, 447 nucleotides long. The record is from the annotation of a GenBank genome assembly. NCBI's taxonomy places the organism in Eukaryota, Dinophyceae, Suessiales, Symbiodiniaceae.